Molecule: messenger RNA, 3386 nt
Organism: Nerophis lumbriciformis (worm pipefish)
Lineage: Eukaryota; Metazoa; Chordata; Actinopteri; Syngnathiformes; Syngnathidae
Product: transferrin receptor protein 1-like
Biological process (GO): intracellular iron ion homeostasis; iron ion transport
Cellular component (GO): external side of plasma membrane
Source: RefSeq, a predicted model, not a curated record
UGUAACCAGAUAUAAGCAGGGCCAGCAGCAUGUGUUGAAGGACACACACGGCCAGCAGACCACCAUUACUCUAAAGCGUCAAAAAGAGGGAACUUGCACCAUAGAAGAUUCCAGAAUAAAAGAUUUGCAACGAGCAACGAUGGACCAGGCUAGGUCAACAAUAUCCAAAAUCUUCAAUGGGGAACCUCACUCGUACACGCGUUUCAACCUGACCCAGAACAUGGAAGGUGACAACAGCCAGGUGGAGAUGAAGCUGUCGUCCGAUGCGGAUGAAGAAGUCGGCGGGAACGGCGUGGGAGCCCAUCUCAGUCACAACGGCAAUCCCAAAUCCUACACAAAUUCAAAGUUUGGACGCACACCCAAGAACCUUUGCUUUAUGGUAGCCACCAUUCUCCUCAUCUUGUUUAUCGGGUACUUGAUUGGCUAUCUGGUCCACGGGAAGAAAGAGUCGCCCCCGAGUUGUGCGGCGGCGUCUGUGCAGUUUUCUGAUGCCCCCGUCGUGCAUGAGACUGGAGCUGCCCCCAUCAUGAACUGGGAUACUCUAAAGAAUGCUCUCGCUCAGAAACUGAGUGCCUCGAACUUCAAAAGUGCCUUGAGUGAUUUUUCCCAUUCGAACCACCGGGCUGGUUCUGAAGGCGAUGCAACUUUGGGAGAGAGGGUGGUCAGGAAGUUUACAGAGUACGGCAUGAAAACCUGGACCGAUGAGCACUUUGUGAAAGUGCAGGAUCCUCCACUUUCUGGCUCCAACAAGAUCAUUUUCAAGAAUGGCAUUGAGGAACGUCAAGAUGGCUUUCUCUCCUACAGUGCCAAUGGAAGAGUACAGGGAGCCGUGCUGUACGCCCACUAUGGACAGGAAAGUGACUUCAGAUUGUUGCGGGACAGAAACAUCAACAUGAGUGGGAGAGUUAUAUUGAUCAGAGCUGGACUGAUCAGCUUUGCAGAAAAAGUAGCCAAUGCUGCCAAAAUGAAGGCCUCUGCUGUGUUGAUCUACCAAGACCCCACUGAUUACCCACCUGAAGGGACCACUCAACUCUUCGGUCAUGUCCAUUUGGGUUCUGGAGAUCCCUACACCCCUGGCUUUCCCUCCUUCAACCACACCCAGUUUCCACCUGCCCAGUCUUCAGGUCUGCCAAGUAUCUUGGCUCAAACUAUCACCACUCGCACAGCCACCAACAUUCUUCGACAACUGGAGGGUCAAAAUGUGCCGGAAGAGUGGGGUGGUUUCAACAAACUCGGUAGUGAGACUGACGUCAUCACUGUGGAGGUCAACAACUUUCUCACUGAGAAAAAGAUCUACAAUGUCUUUGGCGUCAUCGAGGGUUUUGUGGAUGCAGAUCGUUAUGUGGUCAUUGGUGCCCACAGGGAUGCCUGGGGUCCUGGUUUUGCUGCGUCAACUGUCGGAACCGGCGUUCUGGUUGAACUGGCUCGUUCCAUCUCAAACAUAGUAAAGAAGGACGGAUUCAAGCCAAGGAGGAGCAUUGUGUUUGCCAGCUGGAGUGCUGGAGAAUAUGGGAGCGUUGGCGCCACCGAGUGGCUGGAGGGCUAUCUGUCUUCUCUCAGCAUGAAGGCCUUCUCUUACAUCAACCUUGAUGGCAUUGUAACAGGUCACAGUGGCUUUAAAGUAUCGGCAAGUCCUAUGAUGUACACUUUGAUUGAACACACUCUCAGAGAGGUGAGCCUUCAGAAUAAGGCCGUGCCCCUUAUUUCUCAAUUUGGAAAGAACAACUGGAAAACUAAUGUGCUGGAACCCAUGCAGAUGGAUAACGCUGCAUAUCCCUUCAUUGCCUUCUCUGGCAUUCCAUCUGUGUCGUUUAGGUUCACAUCAGGUCAUCUAGACUAUCCAUACUUUGGCACGUUACUGGACACCCAAGAAAAGCUGAUUGCCGCCACGUCCAACCAGCAUCUACAGCUGGCUGAAGCCGCUACCAAGUUUGCGGGCCACAUGGCACUGAGGCUGGUCCACGACCACCUGCUGCCCAUGGACCUAUUAAAGUACGAGAAGGUUAUUCGCUCUCAAGUCAUUCAGAUCAACGAGAAAGUGGAUACUCUUAGGAGGAUGCAGCCGAAUCUCAUCCCCAUGUCCAUGCAGUGGUUGUACUCGGCCGCCGGCGCCUACAGCCGAGCUGCCCGUAACCUGAUGACCGAUAUUCAAAACAGCGACCUGGGGGACGUGGAGAUGUGCCGCAUCUACAACGACCGCAUCAUGUCGGUGGAGAGGAACUUCCUGUCGGCGUACGUGUCUGCCAAAGAAAGUCCUUUCCGCCACAUUCUGCUGGGCUCUGGUCCGCACACACUCAAAGGGCUGUCCUGUCACCUGGACGCCCUAAGGACUGACCGCCCGCAGGAGACCAUAGAUGAGUUCCGUAACCAGUUUGCCUUAGCAACCUGGACAAUUCAGGGCUGUGCCAAGGCACUGGCAGGGGACAUCUGGCCGUAUGAUAACGACAUGUAAAAAAAAAUUUUUUUUAAAUGACAGUCCUGACUGCGGAAAUAAAUAUAUGAAGUAUACUAAUACUCAGUCCCUUCAGGAUGUUGCGAUGGCGCCAAUUCACGCCAAUUCAGCCAAUCCCUGCAACUUUUUCCAACGUCCACGUGUAUGUUAGCUAAUCAACGUCAUCUUGGCCGAUCAAAUUUGUCAACCGUCUAAUCAAAACGUGUCAUUUUGUUUCUUGUGCAGAGCGAGCAGAAACUAACAAGGUGUAAAAAGUCUUUAUUGAUAACUCCACACAAAAAUGUCAUCAGACCUACUUUUAUAAUCUCUCAACGUCUCUCAUUUUAACAACAAAAACUAUAGAUCACUCUUAAAAUGUUCCCAAAUGCUUUUUAACCUGCGUCGGAACAUAAAUGAACGUUAAAGACGGAUAAACACCUUUUUAAGCAUAAAACAUACACGGAUAAUUUCCUCCUGUAUUUAUAAUGAAUUAUUUAUAUUACUAAUAUUGAUUAUUUAAAACAGUACAGUCAUUUCUCAUUGAGCUCUGAGUAGGGAUGAUGUUUGAGUUUGAGCCCAUUAUCGAAUCCUCUUAUCGAACCCAUUCCUUAUCGAUUCUCUUAUCGAAUCCAGAUAGGUUGUUGUAUAUGGAAAAAAAAAACACAAUAUUUGGUUUAACAAAAGCUCACUUUUAUUUUAUAAGAAAAAAAAAGAAAAAAAAAUAUUGACUGUUACCCCCCUAAAAAAAAAAAAAAAAAUAUUGACUGUUGUUACCCAAAGUAUAUUAAGUGGGAUUUUUCAGAAAAACAAAUAUAUACAGUAACACAAAAACAACCUGUCUCUGUGAUCACUAUAGGUGUAUAAAUAAUAAUAUAGUGUUAAAUAAAAUCAGUCCCUUGGGCACAAAACUGAAAAUAAUACAGCUCUCCAAAAAGUUCACUUCUACUGCUAUUGG